AUGGAACCUGAUUCACCCACAAUGAAUAGAUUGUCACUUUCGAAUUAUUUAGAUUCUUGUCCUAAAAGAUUUGGAUAUAGGCUAACUGAAGAUGCACAACAAAAAAUACUCGAACAACUAUUUUCAGAGUUCUGGAGAUCUAACGAAGAGUAUAAACCAUUAUUUUUUCCAAAUGGGCUUGUAGAGAGUCCUAAUGUAUAUAAACUAAGUCUUGUCGAUGGGGAAGAAAUGAACGAGUACUCUCCCUCACAGAAAGGAAAAGCUUGUGAUCAUGAGGGACAUGACAUUACUUUUUCUAUAAAUUCUGGUUCUGGUGGUUGUUGUGAUUGCGGUGAUGAGGAGGCCUGGAAAAGACCUAUUCGGUGUUCCUAUCAUACAUUAGGCAUAUCAUCAGAUUUUAACAACUAUGAAACAAUACAAUAUGAGGAACAAUUGCCACAUGAUCUCAUUAAUUCUAUUCAUGAAACUGUUUCCACAGUCCUUGAUUUUAUGUUAGAUACAUUAACAACUUCUCCUGAGAUGAGCCCUCCUCUUAAUGAAGAUGAGGUUAGGCGGGAUGCUUUAAAAGCGGGUUAUUUUAUCAGAGACUCGAUAAAUAAUUCUGAAGAAGAAAAAUUGUUCGCUGUUGUGCUUUGGAACGAUGAACACCAUUCUUUUGAUGAAGUAAUAGCUCGAAUCGUGGAAGCAACCCAACGCAGUCAAGCUGAUGCAAAGCGCAUGGCAGAAACAGUCGACUCUUAUAUCAUCGAAAUAUCCGAAGAUAUUCCUCGACUUAUUACCAUAGCAAGGACUAUAUCACAAAUAGGACUGGCGGUCACAGUGAGAUCUGCACGGGAUACUUUUCGUGAAGGAAUGUGUGGUCUUUUCAUUGAUUGGUUAAAGGAUCUUGCUGGUGGAAAAAUAGGUAAAAAUUCUACAAUAUUAAAGGAGAUAAUCUGUGAAGAGCUUUGUAAAGAAUGGAAGAGACAUCGCCGCGUUAAGGUAACUAAAGAAAAACCCAAGAAUUUCGAUGAUGCGUUUGAUGAUAGGAAAGGUGAAAAUAUUCAAGCGGAAAAUGGAGAUAUGAGUGACGAUGAAGUAAUGGUAUUCGUAGAUCAUGAUAAUGGCAUGAAUAUCGAGGAUGAUGCAUCUACUGAGUGUAAUCAAUCUACUGAGUAUAAUAUUGAUGAUGAUAUAUCAAUGGACGAAGAAUCAAACGACACCAUAGAGCUUAUGGAUGAAGAUGAAUAUAUAUUAUGUCAAUCUAUCGAAGAUUUCAAAAAGGAACUGCGACUAGAUAAGUUGUUACUAUUAGAUUUAAGGCUUUGGAAAGCGGCACGAGCAGGUCUUAGAGAGUUAUAUGUAGCGUCUUUGAUUGUGAGUAUUCGGUUUGCUCGUAAUUAUGUCAAACUUGCAAAGGCAUUUCUUACUCCAGAUCGUGAACCUGAGCAUUCUAUUGUCCUUUUCUCUGUUCAACUCUUUACUGUACCUUCUAUAUCUACCAUCCUUGUCACACAAUACAACUUCCUUUCCACAAUAUUUGCAAUACUUCACACAUUUUUCACUUCAGAUACAGUUGGAGGCCCUAUAAAUUUACGUGCAAAAAUCGAUUGUGAUUCCGACAGUUUUAAAAAUCGACGCUAUUUUCACAUAUUUCAAGAUCUUCGGUACAUCAUUAGCAACGAUAUUGUAAAAAAGGCAGUUCCAAACCAACAUUAUUAUCUUGCCCAGUAUCUCAAUUUGAUUGCUUUGUUCCAAGGAAUGAACCCUAAUGUGCGUGCUACUCAGCAACACGUUGAAUAUGAGAAUGAUAGCUGGGUAAAUGCGUUCAAUGCUACUUUACAGAUAGCCAAAAGUUGUCGUCAGUUUUCCGAGUGUUACGCUGUAGAUACUGCAACAUUAUGCACGACCAUUCACAUGGUCUUACGAAAAUUAUAUGAAAUAUGUGUGAGGAGUGAAGAUGAUGUAGACAAAAUGGAUGAAACAAAUGAUGAACAUCCAAAGGAAGCUGUAACUCCUGAUUGGGUAACAUCCGCUCCUAAUUCACAUGGGCCACUUGCAAGUACUACCAAAUCGUCGGAUAGAAGUGAUGAUAAGGAUGGCAUUAGUUCCCCUAUACGCGAGCCAGAAUUUCACGAUGUAACUUUUCCACAGAACAAUUAUUUACUUUCCUUCAAGGUUGUAAAGUUUGAAGUUGCUUCGCAGCCUGUAAGCUUUCAUCACCCAUUACACUGGUUUUUGGCUGAAUUGCUAGAACAUGUAGAUUUAUUGGAUGACGAUAUUUUAAAGCAAUAUGGGUUGGAUAGUUUACAGAAUAUGAUAUUAGGAUUUAAUGCUGGAAGCGCGGAAACAAGUUUAGUAAAUCAAAAAGCUAUAGAAAAAAUUUUGGGUGUUCUAGAUUAUCCGUUGAGAGUGUUGGUACUUCUAGCCCAGAUUCGCGCUGGAUUAUGGGUGCGAAAUGGUUUUGGCAUUCGCGGUCAGUUUUCCCUUCGAGAAAAUACUUAUGACGAGGACAUCUUUCUUAUUCAGACUGCAAUGAUUAUUUUGGAUCCAAAUUUGGUUCUCGCUACUAUCUUGGACCGAUUUGACCUUGUAGAUUGGUUUAAUGGUGGAACUACACACAAUAUAUAUGAUACUUCACAAUUAAUAUUCAUUGCGGAAGAACUAUUAGCACUCUUGAUUAUUUGUGUCAGUGAACGUGCUAAUGCGGCUGGAUUGACCGUUGAACAAGAGAUUAGGCGAGAAAUAAUUCACGGGUUGUGCUUAGGUUCCAUAGCGUAUUCGGAAUUGACAAAACGUAUACCAGACCGUCUUACACAGGAUCCACUGUUUGACGACAUAUUAAAACAACUUUCCCAUUAUCGUCCCCCGGAUACAUUAACUGAUCAUGGGCUAUAUGAGCUUAAUGAUCAGUAUUUUGAAGAAGUAGAUCCUUAUUUUAUACAUUAUUCGCGAAACAAUCGCGAAGAAGCGGAAGAAGCUUUGAAAAAUAGAAUGAAGAAAAAAAUGGAUAAUCUCGAAAAACAAAACACACCAUUAAUCAUACCAAAAUUGAUUCCGAUUACCAAAAAAAUUAAAUCAGACACGCUGAUAGAUGAAGCACUUCAUCUAGCUAUGCUAGCCUUAUCAGACGAAAAUAAUGAUAUUAUUCGGGAAAACAAGCGAAAGGGCAAGCAAAAAGCAAUCGAUGCCCCGAUAUCAACAGAUAUUGAUGAGGGCUUGCCUGGGUUCAUGUAUUAUGCCACAUUCGAUUACUUCCACGAGACAAACAAUAGCGCAAUGGAAGCUCAUGACACAAGCUUAUUAGAAUUAUUACUUCAAUUUUCUUGCGAGCAAAGUUUCAAAGAAUUUCAUCACAAAAUAGCUUUUAUCAUCAAUAAGUUUGAACAGCUGGGUAGUGAUAUGGCUAAAAUGGCCAUCUCUAAGCAUUAUGAGAAAAUUCGACUCGAAUCGCAGUCAAAAACGGGAGAAGAAGAUGGGCUUUCGGAAUAUGAACGGAAAAAACAGGCCGCUAAAGAAAGACAAAAAAAGAUUAUGGAACAGUUCGCUAUUGCACAAAAAAGUUUUAUAGAUAAGCAUGAGGAAUUAUAUGAUAAUGAUGAAAUGGAUCAGGAUUGGGAAAUUCCAUCUACCGGAGAUCAAUUAGAAGUUGAUGUUAUAAAAAGCUCAGAGACUUUUUGGUCAUAUCCCACAGGAACUUGUAUAGUUUGUCAAGAAGAAACUAAUGCAUCAUCGCUUUAUGGUAUAUUGGGACUUGUUCAGCCAUCCAAAUUGUUGCGACAUACACCAUUUGACGAUAAAGAUUAUGUUUUUGAAGCAAUUAAUUGUCCCGAGAAUUUAGAUCAUAAAUAUGAUCGUUCAGUCCCGUAUGGAGUUGCAUCUUUAGCUUGUAAUGUGGGAGUGUCUGAAUCAUCAGCUCCAUCUCGUCCUUUUUCGAGUAAAGGCUUUCCGUCCGAUUCUUGCCGAUUAGGAUCAUAUGCUUCGACUUGUGGACAUUUGAUGCAUGUAAAAUGCUUUGAUACUUAUUUCUUGUCACUGGAACAACGUCAUCAACUACAAUUAGCAAGAAACCAUCCAGAAAAUGUCAGUCGUAAAGAAUUCAUGUGCCCAUUGUGCAAGAGUUUGGGUAAUGUUUUAUUCCCGGUCGUUUGGAAAGUAAAGAGGGAGAUUCAUUCUGAAAAUUUAGGCGAAAGUGUCAAUUUUGAAACGUGGAUGUGCGAUAAAAUCGGUUCUAUCAUUGAAAAGUUUGACAUAAAUGCUGAGUCAUUUGCAUCACGAUCGCUUGUUCCGCUUUCAGAUCUCGAAUUUGCUCGUCGAAAUUCAUCAUUUGCCCCUCGAACAUCUACCGAAAAUCGGGAUUUUACUAAUAAUACUGUAUUACCGGCACAGACUCAAGCUCUUGCCCAAACAAUUCCUAACCAACAAAGGAGGAAUAGCAAUGGUCCUGGUAGACUUAGAGACGCGUUUACUCAAAUUGUGCAACACAUGCUAAGAACUCCGACCACACAGGACGUGCCUACUACUGUUACAGAUGAACUAUCAGCGCUUUCGACACCAACCUCGUCUAGAACCGAUGGAUCCACAACUUCAGAGGAUGAAGAUCAGGAGAUAAUCCGUAGGAUGUAUAAUCGCUUAGCAGAAGUUGUACAGAUCUCAUAUCAGAACAUUCUAGGUGAUAUCUCUCGUCAAAGUAUGCGACAUAUAAAUGUUGAGUGUAUUUGGGAUUUAUUUGGUUAUACGAUAUCUUGCGUAGAAAUAUCUCAACGAGGUGUUGGUGAAAAUCUUCCAGGAACUACUAUAGUUGACAGCUUAAGUACACAGACACUAACUAUUCUUAGAAUUCUUUCGGAAACUAUUAUCACUUAUAUUAACACAAUGUUAGCCAAUGAAUCUGAUGAGACUAAUUUGAAACAAAUGGCUUCCUAUAGAAUUCAUCAAAUAUUUUAUGGGCACCCUAUAAUACAACAGCAAGAGAGCACCACGAUAUCUAGUUCUAUUAAUGGUGAUUCAAUACAGACUCAUGAGAAAUCUGAUUCAGGUUUAUCAAUAAAGACAAAACCUUUGUUACUAGAAGAUCCCUUUUUAUUACUUGUUGAAUGCAGCAUGAACAUGAUAUCGGUACUCGAAGAUGAAAUUAGCCAUUUUAUACGAAUACUAUUUGUAGCCGAAGUCAUCAAAGUAAUAAUUUCUGUUACUGAAUCGGCAACCAAUAACAAGACUAGGGCUUGGAGAGAUGAAUUAAAUCUUAACAAAGAUUUCACCACUGAGUAUGCGCUUCCAGAAUCAGAAGAUUCUUCGAUUAAGGACUUUGUUUUAUGGCAAAAUGAGUUUGCAAGAUUGAGCAAGCUAUUAAGACUUCCUUCAUUGGAAGAGAUUUGUUCGUUAAAAGAAACAAACAGAAGUAUGCUUGUAAUUAUCGCAGGUUGGUGUAGUCAUUUGAACAUUCUUAGGCGGAAACCAUCAUCUAUAGCCGACUUGUCGGGAAGUCCAAAUGAUUCCAGCUAUUCACAAGAACCAUUGGCCGUCACAAUCAACCAUCCAGCCAUAUUCGAAUUGGUAGGCUUACCAAAGAGAUUAGAUUCUUUAUUCGAAGAAAGCAUGAGAAGAGCAUGCAAAAAAUGUAAAACUGUUCCAAAUGACCCGGCCUUGUGUCUGUUAUGUGGUACUUUUGUAUGUAGUCAAAGUUAUUGUUGUUCCGAUGAGACUCGUGGUGAAUGUUACAUUCAUGCUAAAAG
Messenger RNA from Racocetra fulgida, 5714 nucleotides. NCBI's taxonomy places the organism in Eukaryota, Fungi, Glomeromycota, Glomeromycetes, Diversisporales, Gigasporaceae. The record is from the annotation of a GenBank genome assembly.